Messenger RNA from Amborella trichopoda, 3399 nucleotides. RefSeq names its product phenylalanyl-tRNA synthetase class IIc family protein. NCBI's taxonomy places the organism in Eukaryota, Viridiplantae, Streptophyta, Magnoliopsida, Amborellales, Amborellaceae. Gene Ontology annotation, cellular component: cytoplasm; mitochondrion. The record is from RefSeq and is a predicted model, not a curated record. Gene Ontology annotation, molecular function: phenylalanine-tRNA ligase activity; tRNA binding; ATP binding. Gene Ontology annotation, biological process: phenylalanyl-tRNA aminoacylation.
ACUCAUUUCUACGAACUGUGUCCUUAUCUGAAUUUUCAAACCAUUCAUCCCUCUACUAUUGCUACUACACUCUACCAGACACCUCGCUUAGACGACCAAGACACCUCUAUCUCUCCAAACAAAACGCAGACCAUCCGCCAUCUCUGCCGCUGCGCCAUUCCUUGUCGCCAAGGCACCACUGCUCUGCGCCUCUUGAAACAGUAGCUCCAAACAGAGUGCUGAUCUUUGCUGGAUUUCAGCAAAACAGAUUUGAGAAGCAUAGGAAUCACCAAUCAUGAUAACCUUGAGGCUUUGCUCUCUCUUUGUGAGGGUUUUGGGUUUGGACGAGGUCCUAUUUUCUUGAUUGGUGCACACUUUCCAUUCAUCGCCUCAGCUAAUAUUGGGAGCACACUUGCCAUGGCCACUGGCAUUGGAAGACAAACCCCUUGUGCCCUACUUCUCCGUACGAGACCAGCUCUAAACCAUGCCCUAACAUCCCUCGCAAACCCUAGCCUUUUCAGCGCGAGAAGACUCUUCUCCCUCUCUUUCUCUUCUUCAUCUCUUGCCACUAAUAAGCAACACAAGAGGGGCCCUCAACCUAUACUCUCAUUGCUUGAGAUUGGUGGAGUCAAGAUUGGCAAAGAUGAUGUUGUGAGGGAAAAUGAUCCUACAAACAAUGUCACCGAUUCGAUAUUCUCGAAAAUUGGGCUGCAGCUUCAUAGGAGGGACAACCAUCCCAUUGGGAUUUUAAAGAAUGCUAUUUAUGAUUAUUUCGAUGCAAAUUAUGGUGGGAAGUUCAUCAAGUUUGACGAUAUCUGCCCACUUGUUUCUGUGAAAGAGAACUUUGAUGAUGUGUUGGUUCCAGCUAAUCAUGUAAGCAGGAGCUACAAUGACACGUAUUAUGUUGAUGCUCAAACAGUGUUAAGGUGCCAUACAAGUGCUCAUCAGGCAGAAUUAUUGAGGAGAGGACACAGCCAUUUUCUUGUCACUGGAGAUGUUUAUCGUAGGGAUUCUAUCGACUCUACUCACUAUCCUGUAUUUCAUCAGAUGGAAGGGGUUCGUGUUUUCUCCCCUGCUGAAUGGAUCCCAUCUGGCCUGGAUGCAACUUCAUAUGCAGCCACUGAUUUAAAGAAGUCCCUCGAGGGCUUAGCACGCCGCUUGUUUGGUGCUGUUGAAAUGCGCUGGGUUGAUACUUAUUUUCCUUUUACGAAUCCAUCAUUUGAAUUGGAAAUAUACUUUCAGGAGAAGUGGAUGGAAGUGUUGGGUUGUGGAGUAACUGAGCAGGAAAUACUAAGAAGAAAUGGUAGACUGGAUAAUAUAGCAUGGGCAUUUGGGCUUGGUCUUGAACGACUAGCAAUGGUCCUGUUCGAAAUACCGGACAUUCGCCUCUUCUGGUUAACUGACAAGCGGUUUACAUCUCAAUUUUCUGGGGGGCAGCUGGGCGUUAAAUUCAAUCCAUUCUCAAAGUUCCCCCCAUGCUAUAAAGAUAUGAGUUUUUGGAUCAACGAUUCAUUUACUGAGAAUAAUCUUUGUGAAGUUGUCAGAGGUAUUGCUGGGGAUCUUGUUGAGGAGCAUCCUCACAUGAGAUCAGUUGGGGAAAGCCGCAGUUUUAAAAGGUGAGACUUUGUCCAGGCUUACCGAGUGAAUUAGGUUCUGGACCAUGAUAGUCCUGAGCCAAAUCAGCUAUUUUGAACAAGGUUCAAAAACAGGGAGGCGGCUGCCUAGACACAAGGGCGGCCUUCGUUGACUUUUUUUUAAUGUUGGACCCCUCACACCAUCCCCCAAUUUAUUGAAUAUAAAAUUGUCAUUUUUUUUAUUUAAUAUUUAAGUUUUAUAUAAAAUAUAUUGUCAAGAAGUCGGAAUUAUUUAAUAAGCAUUAAGCAAUUGUUAAACUAACUAAUAAAAACAAUUAUGGGGAGUAAAGUUAUGGUUUAUGAAUCAUACAAAUAAAUUCACGUAUAAAACUAAAAAAAAAGAGUAUAAAAACAAUAUUCAUUCGAUUUAGGGGCAAUGGAUUUUUUUAUUGAAUUGUUUUCCCAAAGACCCAAACUACAUGUCAAAAUGGGAAAAUAUUAAUCCAAAUAGUUAAUAACCUACUAAAUAUGUAUCACAAAAAAAAAUACAAAUAGCAAAGAAUAACAUCAUUAGACAUUAUGAAAAAAAAAUACAUAACCUAUUAAAAACUAGUGAAAUAUUCCAACCUUCUUGAAGUGGAAUCGAUAUUGGGCCAACCGAAAUGUUUGAGUUCCCAAAUCUCCUCUUUUACAACCACUAUAAGCCUAAAAAAGAUUGGGGAUGAAUAUCCUUUAAUUUCGUGACUAUUUGAAGAGGUUGAAAAAAUUUCGAUCUCUCUACUUGUCUUCAAAUCUUGUUUUUUUCAAAUUGUUUCACUCUAAACUUCACUAAAAAUGUUUUUGGGGGCAAGAAUGGCCCCCAAAACCUCUUUCCCCCCUUUUUAAGGGGUAAAAUAACAAUUUUAGACAUUGGCUGAGUGCCAUUUUCCGCCAUCAGGCCAGGCGGGCGAGGCGGCGCUCGCCGGUUACGCUACCUAGGCGAGCGCCUUGGGCGUCUUGGCAGACGCCUAGAUGGACCUGCCUAGAACGUGCUGCCUUGCCCACGACUAGGCGGUUUUUGAGAUGACUGCCUAGCAUCAAGGCGGCCGAAUUUUCAUUCAUUGCUUUUGAAUAUUCAAUUUUACAUCUUAAAGGGAUAAAUAUUUUGUUGAGAAGAAAGGAAUGAUGGUGCUUUAUUUUAUAUUGUCCAAUGGCAUUAUGUGACCUCUAAGAUGGUAUAAAAGGCUGUUAUAUGAGGCCAUAUAGAGCUCAUAGUUGUGCCAUAUCUUGAUCAUCUGAUGAGUGACGGUUUCAUGGCCAAGUUUGAAGCUAUAUUGGGAUCCUAUUAGGCUUUAUGAUUUGGAGUGAGAAGUUCCUUUUGAUAUGGAUAUGAUUUGUGAUGAUAUGUAUUAUACUAUUGCGACGUGCACUCUCCAAUGCUUGUUUGCCUUCUUUUGCGUUUCUUACACAGCACACCAUACAUUGAAGGAGGCCAUCUUAAAAAAAAGAUUUUGUUGAAUGAAAGAAGUAUUUGUAUGAGAACAACGAACUAUAUAUACAUGAUUGCAAUUGUCUAAAAUUCAAUUCGAGUAUUUAGUAAACCUAUAGAAGGCUGAGUCCAUAUCCAAAUGGUUUUCUAGUUGAUGGAUGCCUCCUGAACCUAUUAUUAAAUAAAGGAGUUAACGUAGCCAAUGUUUUUCUAUAUAUUAAUUGUUUGCUAGAAUCUGAUUCUGUCUAUUGAUUGUUAAUUUUGAUUGCAACCAUAAUACUGCUCAUGAAAAGAAAAACAUUGUAUAAAUAUGACAUUCGUGAUGCGUUGACCAUAAGGUCAAGUUCUUGCUCCAAAAGGCACUAUGUUGGAGUGGGC